CGCGAUUGCUGCCUUUCUGGCUUGUCUAUUCCCCCCUCCCCUUUUGGCAUCACAAGGAGAGGAGAGAGAAGGGAGGGGGAGAGGUUGACCCUCUGUUUCCCUGAUCAAUUGCUGAGUAUUUGAUUUGAAGGAGUCUCCUCCCCUUUCGACACCCGCCUCCUUUGCGAUCGUGUGAAGCCAGCCAGGCAGCAGGGAAGAUAAUCUAUUCAGCUGAAGGCAGAGAAGAAGACAAGGAGGAGAGAUGGGGUGCUGUUGGGUCCAUCAAGUUGAGUGUUACUAGCAAGAGAAGUGUAUUGGCUGGCCAAGUGAGUCAUUUCCAACUCUUCAUGACUUCAUGGACCAGCCCACACCAAAGCUUCCUGUUGGCCGUGUUAAUGUUUCUUCCAGCAAUUUUAACUCCAACCUUGGAUUCGUCAAGCCCCUCAUGUCACAUGAUGUGUUCUGCAUACAAGUUGAAUAGUUUUCAUCAAGCUAGGAAUUCCCUGGGCUUUUUUUACUGAGGAGGUGGAUUCUGCUUUAAAGCAACUCCAAGGAGCGAGACUCACGUGAAACGCUGAUUCAGCUGGAGGCUGUUUACGGCCCUUAUUUCCUCUAGGUUUUAAUGUGUGAUGCCCCAGCAUCGUUAACAUAGAGAUCUUCCUAAAUCUUAGUUAACAGGCAAGACAGUUUGAGCCCAGUCAUGGAUGACUAUGAUAUCAGGUCCGCUGCCAGCAUUUUGGCAUCCGUUAAAGAGCAAGAGGCUCGUUUUGAGCGGCUCACCCGGGCCCUUGAAGAAGAGCGGCGCAAUGUCUCCCUGCAACUCGAACGCGCCAAUCAGCCCUCGGACCGUGUGAGCAUGUGCAACAUUGGCAGCGGCCAGCCCCUGGCGACUGCCUGGCAGCAGCUGGUCCUGCAGGAGCAGAGCCCAAGCAACCAGACGUCGAUAGCAAUGAUGCAGGAGCCCCAAGAAAUGGUUGAAGAAACUGUGACUGUGGAAGAAGAUCCAGGCACCCCUACAUCCCAUGUUUCUAUUGUGACUUCGGAAGAUGGGACCACAAGAAGAACUGAGACUAAGGUAACCAAAAUGGUCAAAACUGUCACAACUAGGACUGUGCGCCAGGUGCCACUUGGACCCGACGGCCUCCCUGUGAUGGAUGGAUCGUCUCCCAUGGGCAGUUACACCGACUCUAUAGACAGACGGCACAUGAAGAAUGGGGAGCGAUACAUCACACCACAAGCUUCUUCUACCUUGACCCGAUCUUACAACAGCUACAAUGACUCCUAUCCAGACAGUCAUGAUGGCCAGUAUCGCCCUUUUGUUGGCCACGAUGGUUAUGGAGACCUCCCUGACAACUAUGGUAGCUUGUCCCGCGGCAUAAAUUACCGUCCACGUUAUGCCUAUGUCCCGGGGAACAAUUACCGGCCAGAGGAUGGUAGUUUCACGUUGCCAAGCAGAAGGGACAACUACGGUCCACUGCCCCAACCUCAGGUGCCAACAGGGAGCAAUGCAGACUUGAACCGCUCCCAGCCAGAACGAUUCCAGCCAGAGCCAUAUGGCCUUGAAGAUGAUAACCGCAGCCUUGGGGUCGACGAUGAAGGCUAUGAGCUUGACCCAGAAUACUCAACAGUGAACCGCAGGACAUCAGCUGGGAUGCCUGAGAGAGGAAGGCCUCAUAAAGGAAGCAGGGGCUAUGAUGACCCUAUUGAGACUGAGGUUGUCGACGAGAGAAUCCCAUACUUGCAUGGCAGUUACGCAGCGCCCUUGGCACAGCCCGAAAGAGGGAGCAUGGCGAGCAUUGACCGCCUGGGCAAGCGUUCUCCUUCGAUCGAUAGCAUCCGCAAAGACCCUCGGUGGCGGGACCCUGACCUCCCCGAAGUCAUUGCCAUGCUCAGCCACCCCAUCGAUCCCGUCAAGUCCAAUGCAGCAGCGUACCUCCAGCACCUCUGCUACGAGAACGAUAAAAUUAAGAAGGACGUGCGGCAUCUCAAGGGGAUCCCGAUCUUGGUGAGCCUGCUAGACCACCCAAAGCCGGAGGUGCACCGCAAAGCAUGUGGGGCUCUCAGAAACAUAUCCUAUGGGAAGGAUAAUGAGAACAAAGUGGCAAUAAAGAAUUGUGAUGGGAUCCCAGCUUUGAUCAGGUUAUUGCGGAAGACAAAUGACAUGGAAGUGCGUGAACUCAUUACAGGUACCCUUUGGAAUCUCUCCUCCUAUGAGCCACUCAAAAUGGUGAUCAUUAACCACGGUCUUCAGACACUGACUAAUGAAGUCAUCAUUCCCCAUUCCGGUUGGGAGAAUGAGCCCAAUGAAGAUUCGAAGCCUCGAGAUGCCGAGUGGACAACUGUCUUCAAGAACACAUCAGGGUGUCUCAGGAACGUCAGUUCAGAUGGAGCUGAAGCCCGCAGGAGACUCCGGGAAUGCGAUGGAUUGGUAGACGCCCUCCUUCACGCUCUGCAGUCUGCGGUGGGCAAGAAGGACACUGAUAACAAGUCGGUGGAGAACUGUGUGUGCAUCAUGAGGAACCUCUCGUACCACGUCCACAAGGAAGUCCCAGGAGCAGACAAGUACCAGGAACUUGAUGCCAGCCACCUUGGAGGCUUCGGGGGGACCCACAAGAAGAAGAAAGACGAUGCCGGCUGCUUUGGUGGGAAGAAGGCCAAAGAGGAGUGGUUCAAUCAAGGCAAGAAGAACAGUGAUGCGGACAGGAACUUUGAUACACUGGAUCUGCCGAAGCGCUCUGAAUCAGCAAAAGGCUUUGAAUUGCUCUACCAACCAGAGGUGGUGCGGCUUUACCUGUCCAUUCUCACCGAAAGUCAGAAUUUCAACACUUUGGAAGCAGCGGCUGGUGCUUUGCAGAACCUCAGUGCUGGAAACUGGACAUGGUCUACCUACAUCCGGGCGACUGUGCGAAAGGAGAGAGGCCUCCCGGUCCUUGUAGAGCUCCUGCAGUCAGAUUCCGACAAGGUGGUCAGAGCCGUCUCUAUCGCUCUGAGGAACCUCUCCAUGGAUCGUCGCAAUAAGGACCUCAUAGGUAGCUAUGCCAUGGGUGAGCUGGUAAGAAAUUUGCCUAGCAGGCAGCAGAGAUCUUCGAAAAACUUGGAGGAGGAUACUGUGGUUGCAGUCCUGAACACCAUUCACGAAAUCAUUACCGACAGCUCCGAAAACGCCAGGUCCCUGAUCCAGACGCAAGGCAUUCAGAAGCUCAUCGCUAUCAGCAAAUCGAGCAGCCAAUCCUCCAGGGAAACCAAGGCAGCCUCUCACGUCCUUCAAAUGACCUGGAGUUACAAAGAGCUGCGGAGUGUUUUGCAGAAGGAAGGCUGGAGCAAAUCCCAUUUCCAGUCUGGCUCGGCUACUCCUAAGGGAUCCAAAGGUACCUCGUGCAAAUCAGGCUACGAUGACAGCACUCUGCCUCUUGUGGAUAAAAGUCAAGAUAAUGAGAAGACUGGAAGUCGGGAUAUGAUUCCUAUGGACGAACUCGGGCCAGAUGGCUACUCCACCAUCGAUCAUCGCGAAAAGGAGCGGAAGUACAAGGCUAAUGACAACAUGGGAGAUGCAUCCGAGAAGGAACCACUGAAAAAUGACACAAGUAGGAAAACCAUAAACAGGAGCAAUAGGGCUUCAGUGACUCUGGUGGAUGCCCGUGAUCCUAAACCCCAGCCUGUUGACUCCUGGGUCUAAUUUGCAUGCAUGGGCUAAGGUCCAGCUGCUUGUUUUAUUCUUCUUAUUAUUUUUUUUCCUCAACUUCAACGAAGACUCAACUCACACAGGAUCUCAUUCAACCAUCACUGCCAUUCAGAUUCAGAGGGCCUUGACAUUUUGCAUCGAUGGAAGCCACCGGGCGGCAGAUCUCUACGCGGGCGGGGGACCGGGGGACCGAAGCAUCCGCCGGUCCUAGAGCGGCAGCCAUAGAGCAGGGACUCUCCUGCCUUGGGAGGACCGACCACAUUCCCACCCACCUCCCUCUGCCCUUUCCACUUCCCGCUGGAGGAUUCGGAAAGACACGCUUACGUCGAACAAACGACUCCUGUUCUGAGCCGACUCUUCUACGCGGAUGGUGCCAAGUUAGGGGAUGAAGGUCACGAGAUGGGGAAGAGGAAGUCGAAGAAGACAAAGAUGUGUGAAAGAAGAAGAAGGAAAAAAAACCCUACCGAAUACUCCAAGUAUACCUUUGGUACGGUCAUUUAAACUAGCACUUUUUCCUCCCCUCCCUCCUUCCCUCCCCCCGCCUUUUGAACUGUGAAUUUUUCAAGGAAAAAAAAAUGGCAAUGAUAACACUUUCUUUUCUUUUCUUUUUGUGGCCUAUUGUGGAGGUUUUAUUCUUUGAUCUAUGGGAAACGUAGAACUGUUGAGCUGAGUUUGAUGGAUUUUGAUGAAAGGAGAAAAAAAAUAUAAUCUUGGUUGACUGACUUGGAAAAAAAAAGGUGGAAGAUUGAAUUGACGUGGGCUGUAUAAUCUGCUUUUGAAGUAAGUGAUACCACACUGUGCUCUCUCGAUAUUGUCGUUGGUGUACAAUUCAUCUGCCUUUUGACUUCUGUAAUGGCUCGUUUCUAUUUCCAAACAUAUACAAUGCUUUCUUUGAGGUUUUGCUGUCCUCGUUCGGAAAGGAGAAGAAAACCUCAAACUCGAGACAGUUGACUUUUGUUGUUCGCAAUGUUCAUAACAAGUGCGCCUUUUGUUUUUUUUUCAACCUGUCGACAUUGGGUUGAUGGUGAUUCCAUAGUCAGCAUCACAGGCUUCCCCGCACCCUGCUCCCAUAGAUAGCAUUGGAUUUAAUUCAAGUGGAAUCUUCCUCACAAGGAAGAUGUGCGUCGGAUGCGGCACAAACCUCAGGUGUAUCUGUUGGUUUUGCUGAUUCAAAAACAAAGAGGGAAACCCCCACCUACUACUGGAUCCCAUCUGUGAUCUUUGGAUACACUUUCAAUAGACCACUUCAAAGGGAACUGUCAUAUUUCUUUCUUACUUUCUUUUUCUUAAGCCACUGGUUUGUGGAUAGCUUAGAACAGGGAUGGCAAUUACACAGCCUUCCAAAGACUGUUGGACUGCAAAGCCCAGAAUUCCUGUUUGGAGUUGCAGUCCAGGAACAUUUCCAUCCUGAGUUUCCAUCCUGAGAUGCAAUCCUAUCUGCCUUUAUCUGGAAGUAAGCCCCAAGACUUGACUUCCAUGUAAACAUACUUAGGAUUUGACUGUUAGCUUGUAAUUUGAGUUGUAGGUGUCCUAUUGAUAUGGCAUCCUAUUUAUGUGCAAAGCCUUAUCUAAGAUUUCUCGUUGUCGUAUGGGUUUAGAGCAAGAUGUUUGCCAUUGGUGCAUAUAACCAUAUCCCCAUAUACUGUAUACAGUAAUGCUUUGUGCUUUAACCGCAUUAAUUUCUUCGGGGUUUCUAGACAGAAAAUGCAAGCAGGACUUUAAAUUUCUAAUUCAACUGACAUUUGCGCUCUCGCUCUCUCUCUCUCAUUCGGUCAAGUUAGUUGGUUGCCAUAUUAAACCGCGUGAUUGGAAAGCACAUUCUUUUGUCAAAAUCCAGCAAAUUUAAUUUGGGGGAAUCUCAGUGCCUGCUCUUUCCUUUGUGAUUUAAAAUGAAGCGGGGGGGGGGGGGGGCGGGGGAGGCGGGCGGGGAGAGAAUAAACAGAACAAAACGAAAUUACUGUACUAGUUAAGCAUCUAACUUUUUUGUAAAAAAAUAAAAUAAAAAAUACGUUUAAAAAAAAAAGGAGACAAGACAAAAAAAAGCAAGCAUCGAGAGCUCUGUAUCGUCUGGAAUAUAAAGAAAAUAAAAUUCGACAUGAAUUACAUAUAUAAAUAUAUAUCUAUAUCUAUAUAUUGUUGUGCAGAAAAUAGGUUGCCAAAACCACGUGAGUCACGUUUGUAGCAGGAAAGCGUUUUUUGCAACGAUUCAGGGAAAGACUGGUGCCAGAAGCUCUUUUUGGCAACUUGAAUGGUACAGACACAAACAUAUAUCAACAGUGGCCACCCCACCCCACCCGCCACUUUCCCCAACCCAUCUCAGCCACGCACAGCGGGGGUCACCUUGGGGGUUCUUCCGGAAAGCGUGGUGUUUGGGAGCAAAGGCAGGUUGCCAAGACCUAAAGCAGAGGGAGGCCUGAGCAAGCCAAAGAUCUCUUGAUAGGCCAAAGAACGAGGAAGGUGACCUCUCUGGAUUCCCCCUGGAGCAGUGCUUCUCAACCUGUGGGUCCCCAGGUGUUUUGGCCUACAACUCCCAGAAAUCCCAGCCAGUUUACCAGAUGUUAGAAUUUCUGUGAGUUGAAGGCCAAAACAUCUGGGGACCCACGGGUUGAGAACCACUGCCCUAGAGACCCUCCUUGCCCCCCCCGCGGCUGAAAACGGCUGGUGCGGGACCCCAUUUCUCCCCACCUCUAACAAUGGUGCUCUUUUCAUACUUCUACUCUUGAUAAGCGAAGAGCCUUUUGACUGGGCUGUACAUUUUAUACCAUCUUGACUCUUGCGUAUUUCUCUUUCUCUCGCUCGCUCUCUGUUUUUAGUAUACAAAGGGAAUUCUGUUUCAUUUUGUUGUCGUCGUUGGUUUUUUAAAAAAAAAAUUGUGCAAUUUGUGGGUAAUUGAGUCUGCUCCAUGGUUUGCUAUCAGGGCUCUAAAGAGCUUUAGUUUAUGAAGUGGACUUUGGCUUUGCUGGGAGUCCAGUCUCUUCCAGUAUGGUUGCCCACUUGCCCAUGAUGUAGCUUCUCCCUGCUUUUCCCAUUCUGAAGGUUGAAAUGCCUCCCCUAAGGUUGCAUUAUUGGCUGUAAGAGCUUCAAAUCGAUGUUUGAACCCAACCCUUUUAACCCUCUCCACCGCUGGAGAGCACGAACACCACCAACAUUACAUUCAACUCUUAAUUUUAAAGUCCAGUGUCUAUACUUUAUGGUAAUGAUCUCCAUCGCCAAGAUUUUGAUCCAUGCCUGCCUUUUGAUCUGUGUUAUUUAGUAAGAACUGCAGAGGCAGGGUCAUCUCCUGAUGCAGCUUGGUGGCAUCUCCGAUGUCUACAAGGCUUCUUUUUUGUCAUGGACCAUCUCACAGAGGCGCUAUUGUACAAUUCUUUGUAGCAAGGAGAUGUCUCAAAUUGUGGUCUUUAUUGUAUGAAUGUUCAAGUGGCCCGAGACGGUGAAUCGAUAGGAGAAAAUGCCAGGGAAGGAAUUGCGGGGUUGGGUUACCAAUAGUAGGGAUGCACUUAUAUUGAAGUUCGGCAGGUUUGUCAAGUGAGUUGAAGGCUCAACUUGAGUCUCAGUAGUCAGUGAAGGUGUCAGGUCUGUCCGUUCUGACCGGUUAGUGAUAGCACAUUGCAGGAGAAAUUGUGUGUUGUGAGCAAAUGUUGUGCACCCUACCCUUGUGUACAUUCUUGGUUUCAAUCGCCACAUUUGGCUGUUGGUUUGUUCCUUGCUUUGUCAUACAGAUUAGUAUUACCAUUGUAUUUCUCCUCUGGAACAGGUUGCCGUGUGAUCCCCAGAAAUGUGCUGAAGUAUUGUCAAGGAAGUGGCUCAUGGGGUGACUGCCCAUUGGUCAGGCCAAUCCAGUGCUGCCAUCUUGGAGUGUUGGGAAGAUUUGCUAAUGUCUUCAGAUAUUUGCAAAUGGGGACAUGAGUAGUGAGAUGCACGUGAGAUACUGCCUGGGGGUGGCUCUCCAGGGGCACCGCAAAAGUAUCCACAUGUCUGCAUCCCGUAACAUCUCGAGGUUCAUUGUUUGACUAAAGCAAGUAGAACCAUACUGUUAUAUUUGUGUAGCGUGAAAGGUCUCUUUCAAGGUAGCCCUUUUCUAUACUUUGCAGUCUCUCUUUUGUGGGCAGGCUUUCCCUCACUCUCUCCCAUUCAAAGUGAGAAUUGUGUCUUUGGGAAGGUUGAGGAACUUCAGGUCUGAAGGCCACAUCAGGCCUCCACGAGUCCUGAUCCAGCAAUCUGAGGUUCACAUCACACCAUUCUUGAGUGGUUUCCUAAAUUUUGUACUAUUCCAAAGGGUUGUAGUACUUUUCCAAAGGCUCUGUAAUUCUGGUCCUACCGAUAGCGUUUCUGGAAAACAAUAUAAAAGAGUGCUUGAGCUGUUCCAGGUUUCUUUCAAGCUGGUUUGAAAUUCCUUUUUCAGAUAUUUUCUAAGUUUCCCAGCUUGGAAGCAAGAGCCGAUCCUAAGUGCUUUGAGCAAACAUGGUGCUUGUAUAGACUGAAUCAGGAAUCAAAAUGGUCUGACCAGGGUGAUGAAUUCUAACCUAAGUGUAAAAUGUUUGGGUGGGUUAGUCAACACUGCCAAAGGGUUUUGGUGUAGAAAAGUAGUGCACAACCUGUGGCCCUUUGGGUGUUUUGGACUGCGACUCCCAGCAUUCUUGACCAUUGGACAAGCUGGCUAGGGCUUCUGAGAGUUCUGGAGGUCCACAGGUUGUGCACCACUGAUGUAGGCGAUCUGCUCUCCUUACUGUGGACCAAAACAGCUGCUAAGAUUGUUUCCUUCUCGCCACUUCUUUGCUUUUGUGUGUGUGUGUUGGUUCCUGCUUGUCCUGUUAUGGCAUUUUGGUGUAUCGGAGCUUCUUGUUGCUUCAUCUCACUGAUAUUCAUAGGUCAUGAGACUUGGAAUGACCAAGAGGAAAUCCUGGCGAUGUGUGCCAGGAGUCUUCAUAGCUUCUCUCACUAGGAUUUCAUUCUGCUCGUCUGUAGCAAUAAGUCGAUCAUCUGUGUACGUUUCUUAGCUCGCGCUCCUGGGGAGUUGCUCGUACAUACUUUUCCAUGGGCAAUGACAGAAAAUACAGCUCUUUUUACUAACAUGUUAAUCAUGAAUGCUGGCUCUGGUUACCUGUUUUUAUAAAUGAAUGUCUAAAUUCAGCAAAUAUCUCCACUUUUUAUAAAACCUUGUGGCCAUCAACAGGAUAUGGCUGUGUCCAUUGUGGCCUGGAUUGACUUUGGGCCUUCUUUGGCAAUUCUUCUCAUCCAAUGGUGAAAUCUACCAUCAAUGUGACUUUUCAAAAGGCAGCUCUGCUUUGGCAUUUUUGUUCCCCAUAGGCUGGUCUGUGGUGGGCAUAUCUCAGGUUGGCGGAGGUCUUUUUCACUAGGUGACCCAAUUGUAUCCCUUCAGCUGUGGUUGAGAUGCAGUUCCCACAAUUCCUUAGCAGCGGGACUGAGUUCAACCAUCUCUGGAGUGCCAAAUGUUGUCCUCCUCUGCCAUCAACUGGGGACAUCUGUUUGCAUAGUAGGGAUUUGAUAGGCAUUUAGAUGUCCAAAAUGGAGCUCAAAGCCUGUUUAUGCAGAACGCCAUUCUUAGAUUUCCCUUCGUUUUCAGUUUCAAUGACCAAAAAAAGAGAGAGAGACAGAAAAUGUUUAAUCCUUGCUAUUGAAUAGGUGGAAUCCAGAAGUUCUCGUUGAUGUAUUGCAAGCCACCUAGAGAUCGAGUAGCAAAUCUAGAUCUGCCUUUUGCCCACCCUUGGUGUUGUCAGUAGUGAUCCCUACUUGAUCCAUGUAACCGACACGGAUCAGAAUAGACAGAAAAUAUGUAUACCAUGUAUCAGAAUUUGGAAAAGUUCCUAUUUGGGACUGGAACUCCCUGAAUCGUCCAGCCCAGGAAUUCUAGACGCGGUAGUCCAAUGCAACUUUUCCAAGCUCUGUACAUGCCUGUAUCAUAUGUAUCCCAUAUUGCCGUAUAACUAUAGGUCUGUGCCAGCACAUCCGUGAUACAGAAUUUUGUACAGCCAAAGUACUCAGCACCCUGUGAACCUCAAAUUCCUUUCCAGCAGGGAUAGGAACGGUGCAACUUUCCUUGUAUUCCUGGCAUUCCUUGGCUAUCUGGCUAGGGCUGCUUGGAGUUGUUGUCUAGUACUAUCUGAAGGCCUGCACAUCCCUGCUUUAAAGAUUCUCUGGAACUGAAACCAAAUUUCUAGUCUGUUAUGUCUGAAAAGAUAAGCUUUGAAAGGUGUGGGUCAUGGCAUCCAGGGCAUCUCAGAAGUCAUGUUUGCACUAAGAAGGUUUUAUGGUCCAUUGGCAGCAUUCAAAGACCCCUGCCUACCUUCUUGAUUCCUUCCCCCUCUGUAUAAAAGUUAGGCAAGUUCUACCAAAUAUGUAGGCAUAUGCAAUUUUGCUUAAGACCUAAGUCACGUACUGUGCAAAGAACAUGAUUCCGUGUCCUUAGCACAACAUAUUACAUUUAUGUAGCCCUGUCUGUGGCACAACCAUUGGCAUGUUUCUUAAACCUCAUGUUAUAUGUGGACAUCAGAUACCUGCAGAUGGGUCAGGCUUACAUUUGUCGUUUCAUGUCUCUGAAAAGUCUUGUGGCACCUUAAAGGCUAACACAUUGGUUAUGGCAUGAACGUUCAGGAACAGUGUCUCCUGGUUGUAGUCCAGAAAAGUCUUCAUGGUGCCACAAGACUUUCAUGUUGCCACUGUGUUCUGUGCUCAUUCUGCUUUGUGUGUUGUCAUAUCUAUUCUGGGCCGAACAGGGAAGAUUUUCUUUCCGCAUCAUAAGCAACUGUGGUGGCAGCUCUUCCCAUAGUCUUUUGCUUUGUGAAGGUUGAGAUGUAGAUACGGAGUCUGCUUUUUUAUUUUUGAUGCUACCAAAACAGUUAUCAUUUUCAAAUCGGAGUAAGUCAAUGGGCCCUUGCAACUUCCCUGGCAGCAAUCUUUGUCUUUGGGAAGCCACUGCCAGCAUCCCACUCAUUCCAACGUGGUGACUUCCCAGAUCAUGCCAAUGCUACAAAGGCCUGCAGUGGGAAACCUAAGACUGGUCUCAAUAUUGGUGGGCCUUCCUGGAGUGAUUGAACCUGUACUAAUAUCCUUAUUAUUUUUAAUAAGUUAGCUGUGGGCUUCAGGAAAUGGCCAGCCAUUGUAGAAAGCUAUCACAAACCAGUGUGACUGGAGGAUGAAGACGGAGGUGUCCCUUUAGUCCUGGGACAGAGUAACUUGCUUUCCCAAACUUGUUUUCCAUGGAGUUAUGUACUACAGCUCCCAGCAUACCCAAACAUGGCCAUGGUUUGGUGAGACCCGUAGUCCAGAGCUUCUGGAGAGCACCAUGUCAUGGGAGGUGCUAUCCCCUAGAUCAGUAUUGAGACCAAGCCACAUCAUUUCAUCUCAUUCUCUCAAAACUUUCAGAUUGCUCUGAGAUCCCGGAGAUGCUAAAUUCUGUCGUACCUUUGCUGCAGCUCAUUGGAUUAGGUAGCCUGUAGAUGCCAAAGAGAGGCCGUGUAUUGUAAACGUUUGUGCGGAAUCAGCUGAAGUGGGCAGUGCAUGGGAACUGCAUGGUCCAGUUGGUGGUAGCUUUGUUGUCUUCUGCUGACAAAUUUUGGUGAAUGUCCCAUUUUGUCUGUAUUUGUGCAAAGAGUUGAAUAUAUAAGUUGUUGGGAGGAGGUUGACUUCCAUGCUUCUAGAACUCUUGGUGUUUCUGGACAAAACGUGGAAGCAGAUGUGAGUAUUAAAGACAGCUUGAGGGAACGAGUGGUGACCCCAUUAACUCAAAUGACGCAGGCCCAAGGACUUAAGGGACUGAAAGUAAUAUCAAAUAUAUCUUGAGAACAAUACUUGAGGGACCCAAAUAUAACGUUUGGCUUGUGGAGAGAGGGGCAAGUUCACCAGGACAUCAUGCCGUUACUACUGUUGUUAUUACUUAUUUCAUGCAGAGCUUGAAAAGGUUGCUUUUGGGGCUAAAACUGCCAGAAUCUUCCUCGUGUCUGGGAGUUAUAGACCAGAAGGAUAAUGUUUCCACGUCCUGGUGUCAUGGUCUGAGUUUUGACACACAAGGGUACCCACUUCCUGCCAGGACUUAUGCUAUCUGCUGCCUUGGUUUUGGUUUUGCUUCAUGGCAGAUCAUCACUUGGAAUUAUCAUGCAGUGAUCCGGAUUGCGGCCACUACUUCCUCUCCCACCACUCCAAAGCAUUGUGGGUAAAAGAUAUGGCAGCCAUUGCUGGGCAUUGUUUAGCCCACUUUUAUGCUCCCUCUAGACCACUGAAAUGGCCCGUUGCAACUCUGUAGCUUGGGAACAGGACAGCAAAGGUGUACGGAGAGGUAUUUUAGCUCACUUUAAAGUAAUACGCACUGUUGGCAUCCAUUAACCUUGUUUUGUGUUUUCAUAUACAUGCUUUGGAGCUGAUAUGUAUCAAAGUAUUGUUGAGGCUACAUUCAUGUGCAUUUUUUUGUGUGCAAGAAUGAUAUCCAAGAAGGUUUCGGAACCCAGGAGGAUGACGGCAGUGCAUUUUGGUUCCAUGGGGUCCUUGCCUUCUUAAGUCACCGUCAGGUCACACAUGCGCCCAUCAACGCAUCUCUCUUCACAUUAAGAUUUGCUGCCAAAUGUGGGCAGCCCACCUCUGUUGAAAUGUAUUGUGUCUUGAGGUGAUAGGAAGCCUCCAGGGAUGGAUGACCUGUCACGGCUCUUUCGCACAACCAAUAUAUCCCUUUCACCAGAUGUGGCCAGAUGAGGUGAUAGAAUGAACCUUCAGGCAGCAGAGCAGAUGAUUCUACUUGGGGCACAUGGGCCUUUAGAUCCCUUAUUUUUGACUGUGCUGCCUAGAGCUACUGGGAUGUGGAGUUCAUCAUCUGGAGGACCACUCAUUUCAGAUCCCUGGCUCUUUAGGGAAGGAAAGAAAGCAGGUUCCUGUAGCUUUGACAGCUACGUAGAUCGUAGACAUUCAGCUGCCACUUAACCUGUGGACACCAUCUGCUGAAACUGUGUCUUUGACACAGGUGGAACUGGUGCAGGUGUAUCUACCAACACUAGGAUGGCCAAUUCUUGCUGCCACUAUAGAACAUGGUGGACUAUAGAUGGUGUGUAAUCCAAGCUUCAAUGCUGCUCCAGAUUUUGUUGUUUUUUCAUAGUUCUUAGAACUUUCUCUAUACAAAAGUAUGGCUCAUGAUGCAGAACGAUUCUUGCUCAUCAUUAAAAACACCCUCCAACUCUCAUUUCUGGAGACAACUACAAGAAACUGCAUAUCGGGCAGACAAGCUCUGGUUCCACCUAUUUUUAGGAAAAGAGAGGUCACAUGGGAUUAUUUUUUAAAAAACAACAACAUACUACUACUACUAUAUUCAAGUGUGGUCGUCUUCUCUACUGCCUCAGGAUUCUACUGCUUCAUUCUGCUCCGUGUGUCGACACGCAGUCAAUUGUGAAGUACUCCGCUCGACAGAUACGGAGCUGAUCCUUAUGUAUGUGUAGAUAAGGCUACCACCUUCCCUGGCCACAUCUGAUGGGUGCAGCUUAUGAAAACAUGUGCCACAAAAUACCAGCGGUUGUCUUAAAAAAGCGGGGAGAGAGCCAAAGGAGUCACCACACCACUUGGGCUCUUUUGUCUUUGUCGGGCUAGACGAGGGGGGCUCUUUGGCCUCUGGCUUCAGUGGAGGAUGGUGAGAUACUUGCGAGAGAGAGAGUCGGGGGAGACGUGCCCGAUGGGAGCAUGCGUGGGCCCCUCCAGUUCAGCCGAGGGGGUGACCUUGUAGGGAACGCAGCAUCACUGACUUAAGCAGCUUCCUGGUCAAUCAGUAGCCAAUGUGUUUGUAACAAUCAUGUGCCUUAAACUUUUCUUGUUGGGGGUGGGAUGGGGGAAAAGUCACCCAAAUCCAAAAACAAAACAAAAAAAAAUAGUUAAAAAAUAUAAAAAUUUAGAUCAACAAUGUGUGUUUCUGUACUCUUCCUCAACAUUAUCGCUGUUGUUUUUGACCGAGAUGGGGGGGCGGCCGGGGGCGGGGGGCGUUCCUUUUGCAUUGUAUUUACACUGUACUAUAAACAGACCGGUUUGGUUUUAAGACUAAGGGAGGGGUGGGAGGUGGAUUAUACUUUCACAGAACCAAUGUUUAACAUAACCCGAAUGUAUUAAUAUUAUUCUAGGAACUUUCCGUAACACAGACAAGUAGAAUGCUUGUUGAAGCCAGGUGUGUAGGUUAACAAUUUGAUGUGUUUUCAAUAAACAAUGCCUGGAAUUAA
This is a messenger RNA of Anolis carolinensis (green anole), 13863 nucleotides long. It is a transcript of the gene arvcf, whose product is annotated as ARVCF delta catenin family member. Gene Ontology annotation, molecular function: cadherin binding. Gene Ontology annotation, biological process: cell-cell junction assembly; cell-cell adhesion. The transcript is spliced from 23 exons. The record is from RefSeq and is a predicted model, not a curated record. Lineage: Eukaryota; Metazoa; Chordata; Lepidosauria; Squamata; Anolidae. Gene Ontology annotation, cellular component: nucleus; cytoplasm; adherens junction. Bases 680 to 3655 code for a protein of 991 amino acids.